This is a messenger RNA of Corylus avellana, 1876 nucleotides long. RefSeq names its product FAF-like protein (DUF3049). The record is from RefSeq and is a predicted model, not a curated record. NCBI's taxonomy places the organism in Eukaryota, Viridiplantae, Streptophyta, Magnoliopsida, Fagales, Betulaceae.
UCCUCAAACAUCAUAUUCGUCAUCUUCCACACAUCCUCCUCUCCUUCCUUGCAACUCAGCACCCAACAGCUCCUCUGUUGGAUGUGCUGUUGGCUGUUGCUUGCCAAAGCUAAACUUGUGCUUCUCCUGCGGUGAAUUUCUGGAGAUGUCUACUUCUUUGAGCAAGAGCCUCCGGUUCUCUUCGUUUCCAAACGUUGAGGAAGAGGCUAAGGUUGUCGAGAAGCAGGGGAUCGUCACCAUUCUUGGGUCGGACUGCGAAAGAACCAAAGCUGCUUCUCUUCGGAGAACUCUGUCGGCAGACAUGUCGUCCAAGAAAUGGCUGGCUCAGAACGGCUUCUCUCUCAUGAAAAAGAUCGCGUCGUCGGAACGAAUCUCUGUUUCUUUAGCAGAUUCAUCGUCCUCGUCGGAAGGAGAAGAAGACGAAGAAGAAAGGAAGGAGAAAAUGGAAGGGCGAGAACAAUUCGAUAUGUGGAGCUCGAUUUUGUCUCAGAAGGCAAACGACGACGCAUCCAAUAUCCCACUUCCUCCUCCUUAUAUUCACCCUCUUGUGAAGAGAUCCACGAGCUCUUUGAGCGAAAAGAGCCUCCAAAUUUGCACGGAGAGUCUCGGGUCGGAAACCGGGUCCGACGGGUUCUCGUCGUACCCGCCAUCGGAGACGGGUGAAGCAGAGGAAGAAGAAGAAGAAGAAGAGGAGCAACAACAACUACAAGAAGAUCUGAAAGCUUUUGAUUCGGCCGAGGAAUUAAGGGUGGCAAAGUAUAACAAAUCCUCUGCUUUUUGUAAGAAAUCGCAGGCUAAAUCUUUCCCCCCACCUCUCCCUUCUCUGUCUCGAGAAGAUGGCGCUUCUCUCCGCAUGCAAUCUCGCCGCGACAAUGGCCGAUUAGUCCUCGAAGCCGUCUCCAUCCCUUCGCAGAACCGCUUCCGCGCUCAACGGCAGGACGGCCGCCUUGUCCUCACUUUCGUCGAUUCUAUUCUCCCAAAUGAAGCAGAAAAAGACGAAGAAGAAGAAGAAGACGAAGAAGAAGAAAUGGAAGAUUUUGAAGAAGAACUCGGCGAUUUCGAGGAAGUUUAUGAUGACGACGACGACGACGAUGGUGGUGAAGAAGAAGAAGAGGAGGAUGAAGAAAUUGGAAUGGUGAUAGAGCAAGCGCCCAUUAGUAGGGUGAUAAAUGUGCACAGAUUAGCUCUAAUGAUGAACAAGCCCAUUGGGAUUGCCGGCAGAAAUCCGACAUGGCCACGCAGGUUCAACGAGGUUGUCAAAUUCGAAGACGACGAUGAAGAAGAAGAGGUGACAAAAUCUCUGCCGCCGCGGCCCCGGGUGGCUCGGCUAAUGCCCUCGAACCCGGCAGCGCCGCCAACGGCAGCAGCUUCUUUCAAUGCUUAUGAGUACUACUGGCGGGCCAAGCCGGCAGCUCAACAACCCCCGCAGCCGACCGCCGCCGCCAAAAACAACCCAAACAAUCUCAUCAUCUCCAGCUCCAGGAACAUUAAUAUUCCGGCGGCAAAUGAUCAGCAACAAUCGCUUGUUCUUAUGAGAGGCGGCUGCAAGGAGCCUCGACGGUCUCUCCUCUUCUGGGAGCCCUAUUGCAUUGCCACCUCCUGAUCAUCCAUACACCCUCUAAUUUCCUCCAUUGUUACUCAAAAAUUACCAUAUUGUACCGCUUUUUUUUUUUUGGUUUAUUUUCCCACUCUCUCAGGGUUUGUGUAGUCAAAAACAAAAAUAAAACAAAAAGACGAACCAAAAAAGAAAAGUACUUUUGAUUUAAAAAACAAAAACAAAAAACCCAAGAGAAAGAGAGAGAUGACCCUAACAGUUGUAUAAAUUUCAUCAGCGUCUGCUAUUAAUUAGUAGCUAAUUAAUCAAAGCAAGAUCUUU